AGUGAAUAAUUAUUUACAAUUGUAACAAAUAUUGUAAUAAAUAAAAACAAAAAUGCAAACAAUAGCACAAGAAAUGCCAAAUUCAGUUGGCUACAUUAAAUGUGGCGAAAUUCUGAAAUCUCAAAAGAGUUUCCCGGAUCCAUACAUCCUGCGAUGUAUACAAUGUAAAGAAAUUUACCUGCUGCUGGAGUCAUUCAUAUUUCACUUGGAUGACACUUGUAAGAAAACAGUUGAAGCCAAAAAGAACUUCAAAGAACAAAUCAAUGAAUGCGAAGUGGUAAAUGAGCCAAUGGGAUGUGAAGAAGAGCCACCAGUUAAAUUGGAAAAUACAAAUGCCCAAAUGGAGGAUCCAUUAAUUGUUAUCAAAAAUGAAGCCGAUACUGAAAAAUCCAUUAUUAAAAUAGAGCCUAGUCACUUCGAUGAAAGUAAAAGCCUUGCAUUUGAAAGUUCAUCAUACUUUGAUGACACAAGAUAUCUAGAUCAAGAUGAAGAAGAGUAUGUCGAGGAAGGUGAAACCUCUAUAAGCAGUCAAGAAGAAUGUGAAUCUCAAAAUACUGAGCCGGAAGAGGUUGAAGUCAUACAAAAACCUUCUAAUACAAAUGGUGUAUCAUCGUCUUUUGUCAGCAAUUUUAUGAAAUCAGAAGAAAACGUUACCGUUUUAAUUGCAGCCUUUAAGGAUCAACCCCAAUUAUGGAACAAAACUAUGCCAUACUAUGGAAAUAAAUUAAAAAGACGAGAAUAUAUGGUGGAAAUUGCUCAAGAUCUUCAUUCAAAUCAUAACAUAAAUAUUAAUGGAAGUCAAGUGUCUGCGGUUAUUGUGCAUUUGUAUCGAAAAUAUCAAGAUGAUUUACACAGAGCGCAAGAGAAAGAUGAGAGCAAAAGGCAAAUGUAUGUAAAGCCUUGGUAUCUUACACAGUUAAACUUUAUUAAACCUUAUUUAGAAAAUUUUUCACUGGAGAUUAUAGGUGUAAAUCAGGCCAAUUUGAUGCCAGAUCAAAUUGUUCAGAUUUUGAAUAUAUACAGAUGUUUACCACAUCUUUGGAAUUCCAAUCUAAUUGAGAACCAUUGUAAAAAUAAACGACAUGAAAGUAUACUGGAAAUGCUGAAACAGGUGGAAACAAAUAUGAAUAUAAAAAUUAAUGAAAAUGAAUUGGAAUUAUAUUUACGUACAAUUCAUAAUAACUUUUCAAGAGAGAAACGACGAAUAUUGAAUAAUAAAAAAUCAAGCAAAUCCGAUAAUGUCGAUCAGCCUAAUAAUGAUUAUUACGAAUGUUUGAUGUUUCUGUAUGAUCAUGUUCCUCCCUUGAAGUGUUCUGUGUGUGGUGGUGAAUCUAUAAGUCCAUUACAUUUUAAAAUACAUACAUCUACGCAUGAUGGUUCAAUGCCUUUUUCAUGUUCCCAAUGCAAUAAAACAUUCAAACGAGUUAAUGUUUACACAAGUCAUGCGAAACGUCACUUCGAGGAUCUAAAUUACAUAUGUAAAGAAUGUGGCAAGAAGUUCGUUAAUUAUACCAAUUUAAGAUUGCACAUGCGUAUUCAUACCGGUGAUAAACCCUAUUGCUGCGAAAUGUGUGGGGAUUCAUUUCGAUUCCUACAAACUUUAAGUAACCAUCGUAGACGACACGAAAAACGUUAUUUACAUACAUGCAAAAUUUGCUCUCAAGGAUUUUAUUCGAAAAUGCGCCACGAUGAUCACAUGAAUUCUCAUAUGAAUAUACGCCCGCAUAUAUGCGAUAUAUGCAAUAAAGCAUUCAUCACAAAGAGAGCCCUCAAGCAGCAUAAGGUUGUUCAUGAAGAUGUACGAAAUUAUGCUUGUAAAUUGUGUGGUAAAACGUUUAAACAUAAAACUGGCGUAAAUCAGCACAUGAAAACACAUGAUAUUGCUACCACUGAUGAAAGAAGUACUAUUUAAGUGAUAAAUACUAAAAAUUAACUAUUAAAAUAUCUUUUUAUUUAUAUUCAUUUGUAUAUUCUGUUAAUUGUAUAGAAAAUAAUUUAAUGUUUAUAUUAAUAUCAUGACUACAGGAUUUCGGUCAAUAAAACAGCUAUUUAAUUUAAUAA
Molecule: messenger RNA, 2061 nt
Organism: Calliphora vicina (urban bluebottle blowfly)
Lineage: Eukaryota; Metazoa; Arthropoda; Insecta; Diptera; Calliphoridae
Product: zinc finger protein 135-like
Exons: 3
Coding region: 53-1912 (619 amino acids)
Biological process (GO): regulation of transcription by RNA polymerase II
Molecular function (GO): RNA polymerase II cis-regulatory region sequence-specific DNA binding; DNA-binding transcription factor activity, RNA polymerase II-specific
Source: RefSeq, a predicted model, not a curated record